Molecule: messenger RNA, 2561 nt
Organism: Bombina bombina (fire-bellied toad)
Lineage: Eukaryota; Metazoa; Chordata; Amphibia; Anura; Bombinatoridae
Gene: PRKD1
Product: protein kinase D1
Biological process (GO): protein phosphorylation
Molecular function (GO): protein serine/threonine kinase activity; ATP binding
Source: RefSeq, a predicted model, not a curated record
UCGGACUUGUUGUUGGUUAAAGUUUUGUUGAGAGGGAAGAGGCGGCUGUGACACGGGGAGUGUGAGUGGAUUUUGUGUCACAGAGGGUGGUAUGUUUGUACAAGUUGUGUGUCGGUGUUUUGUGCAGUUGUGAGCGGCUGAUGUGUGCGUAGUUUUGUUUCCGUUUAGUGUGUUCUGUAGUUCCGUGUACUUGUGUCCCCGUGUCCCUCCCCGGGGUGCGGCUGUGCACUGACCCGUGUCCCCCCGGUUUCUCCCGGUGGCGGGCCGCAGCUGUCUAUGAGCGCCCCCCCGGUGAUCCGGCCGCCCAGCCCCGUGGGCACCGGCCUCUCCCUGCACAUCCAGAUCGGUUUGAGUCGGGAACCCGUCCUGCUGCCAGAGCCUGGGGAGCUCAGCCUCGGGGCCGUACGGGAGAUGGCCUGCUCCAUCGUGGACCAAAAGUUUCCUGAAUGCGGCUUUUAUGGGAUGUAUGAUAAGAUUCUCCUUUUCCGCCAUGACCCAAAUUCAGAGAACAUCUUGCAGCUGGUGAAGUCUGAGGCUGAUAUCCAAGAGGGGGAUCUCAUUGAGGUGGUGCUUUCAGCCUCAGCUACUUUUGAGGAUUUCCAGAUUCGACCCCAUGCUCUGUUUGUCCACUCGUAUCGGGCUCCUGCUUUCUGUGACCACUGUGGAGAGAUGCUUUGGGGUCUGGUGAGGCAAGGCCUUAAGUGUGAGGGGUGUGGCUUAAACUACCACAAGAGAUGUGCCUUCAAGAUACCAAACAACUGCACAGGUGUCCGAAAGCGUAGACUGUCCAAUGUGUCUCUAACAGGAUUGUCAAGCAUCCGCACAGUUUCUGCAGAUCCUGUCACCUGGGCCUCAGAUGAGUCAUUACUGCAAAAAUCACCAUCUGAGUCUUUUUUGGGGCAAAAGAGGUCCAACUCCCAGUCAUAUAUUGGUCGUCCCAUCCAACUGGACAAGAUCCUCAUGUCCAAGGUGAAAGUACCUCAUACAUUUGUUAUCCACUCAUACACCCGCCCUACUGUGUGCCAGUACUGCAAGAAACUGCUGAAAGGUCUAUUUCGCCAGGGGCUGCAGUGCAAAGACUGCAAGUUCAACUGUCACAAGCGAUGUGCACCUAAAGUGCCUCAUAACUGUCUUGGAGAAGUCACAUUCAAUGGAGACCUGCUGAGUCCUGGAGCAGAAUCAGAUGUGGUGAUGGAGGAGGGAAGCGAUGACAAUGAAAAUGAUAGGAGUAGCCGGCUGAUGGAGUACAUGGAAGAGUCACUUACUUCAGACUCUGAAAACUCUAUGGCAGGAUGCCGCAAUGAAAAUGGCGAUAUGCAAGACCCUGACCAGGACCAAGACACUUCUGACCGUAUGAUAAGUCCUUCAGCCAGUAACAAUAUCCCUCUAAUGCGAGUAGUCCAGUCUGUCAAACACACAAAGAGGAAAAGCAGCAGUGUCAUGAAAGAAGGAUGGAUGGUGCAUUAUACCAGCAAAGACCCUAUGCGAAAAAGACAUUACUGGAGACUGGACAGCAAGUGUAUAACCCUUUUUCAAAAUGAUACUGGAAGCAAAUAUUACAAGGAAAUUCCACUAUCAGAAAUAUUAUGCCUCGAAUCUGCCAAAAACCUCUCCCUGCUUCCACCUGGUGCCAACCCUCACUGUUUUGAGAUCACCACUGCCAAUGUGGUAUAUUAUGUGGGGGAGAACUUGCCUCUUCCAGUGUCACCUGACUUGGGAAACGGGAUAUUGAACAGUGGAGCUGGAUUGGACACAGCUCGAAUGUGGGAAAUCGCUAUUCAGCAUGCUCUAAUGCCGGUCAAUCCAAAGGGAGCCAAUGGAGGAUGUGGCCUGCACCGUGAUGUGUCUAUCAGCAUUUCUGUGUCCAAUUCGGAGAUCCAUGAGAAUGUGGAUAUCAGUUCUGUGUAUCAGAUCUUUCCAGACGAAGUCCUUGGGUCUGGGCAGUUUGGCAUUGUAUAUGGAGGAAAGCACAGAAAGACUGGUCGAGAUGUGGCUAUAAAAAUAAUUGACAAGUUGCGAUUUCCUACUAAGCAGGAGAGUCAACUCCGUAAUGAGGUUGCAAUUCUUCAGAAUCUACAUCACAGAGGUGUGGUAAACCUAGAGUGUAUGUUUGAGACUCCUGAGCGAGUGUUUGUAGUGAUGGAAAAGCUUCAUGGGGACAUGCUUGAGAUGAUCCUAUCCAGUGAGAAGGAAGAUUACCAGAGCGCAUCACUAAAUUCUUGGUCACUCAGGUAACUACUUGAUACCACUUUAAGAGGUGAUACAGCAGUGAGUGUCUCCUGUGCACGUGAAAACCUGGGUAUAUGCCAAUCCCCAUGUAGGACAAGGACGGUCCACAGGACCUUAAAAAGUAAUGCUAUUUUAUUGGCAACAGGUUAAAAACAAAAGAAGAGAAAGGGCGCCUCCUAGUGUAGCCAGUAUAUCAAAAGGCAAUUCUCAUAAGGUAAAAUGGUACUCACAAUUUGUAAAAGCAAAGGUAAUGCCUAGGUAGACGAUCCGGGAACUUAACAGUGUCCCAGUAUACUGUGCACCAGUGCAAGGGCAGCUCCUCCUGGAAUCAA